CUCACGAGCCACCGUCGGCCGCGCAACACACGUGACCGAGUCAGUUGACAGGGCAAAACACGGCAGCGGAGCAGAAAGACAGGAGACAUGGACCAUCAUCGAGUGGACAGGGUGGGCCUGCUGUCUCCUCUGGAGGAGUCCAGCGCUGAGAUCAGCAGAGACAGCGGCAUUGUCUCCCAAAGCGCGAGCAGCUUGUCCAUGGUGAGCGAGAUCCUGAGCAGCGGGACCGUGUCGCAGAGCCCCAGCUUUGGCGCAGCGGCUAACGUGAUCCCUCGAAGCCCGAGCCUCAACGAAGAAGCAGAGCCCGGGACGACCGAGCAACACUACCCGGAGCUGGACGAGGAAGUCCUGAGACACACCGCCCUCAGCUACUCCUCCUACAUCAGGGCCACAGCUGGAGAGGAGAUCCUGUGUUUGGAGAAGAGCUUGGAAGAAAUGCUGACAAGAGUUGAUGAGUUUGUUGGAAUGCUGGAUAUGAUCCGCAAUGAUACCUCCCAGAUCGUGAAUGAAAACCUACCUCAAAUCCAGCAGAAGUCUGAUGAAAUGAGACAGAUAUACAGAAGAAUUGAUAAGUUAGAGGCCUUUGUAAAGAUGGUGGGAGCUAAUGUGAGCGCGAUGGAGGAGCAGGUCUUGCAGGCAGAGGGAGAACUAGGAACACUACCGGGUGCUUUCAAGAAGAUCCUCCGCACAAUGACUGUCCCAGGCUUCUUAAAUAAACCGGCAAGCCCAAGACGACAAGCGGCACAUCAGCGUCAAGACAUCCCCAGCGUGUUCCGGACAGAUGAUUAUUUCACAUCACAGCCAGAGCAGUGACACGCUAGAACACUUAACAACAUAACACUUGGUUCUGACCUCAGAGGCCUGUUGGGUGAAAAUGUAGAGACAACUUUUACUGCCAUCCAUUGCAGGAGGACCUAUUGGUGCGGUGGCCUCAACAAAGCAAUAGUAGCCUUUCUGAACAAGUCACUGGAAGUCAAGUGCGUGAAGACAUUCUGCGUUUUUUGAGCGUUUUUCUGGCAGCAACAAGCACUGAACUGUAGCGAAAUCAUUUUAAAAGUGCCUGAAUGGGUCUUAUUUCUGUCUGUCUUGUUUUCACUGUUUGUGAUGAAAACAAUGUCAGAUGUUGGAUUUGUGACAGGUCAAGAGGACAACGUCAUCCCAGUUGCCAAUAGGACACUAUAAAGAAGGUACAAUAGGAGAAGUUGUAAAGAUUUUAAUGUAUUACAUGAUGAAUUAACCCAGCUUUUUUUAUAAAUUACAUUCCUAUUACCAGUGUUUGUAAAGACCUGCACGCUGUCAUGAAUUAAUCUGUAUUUCUAAUGUCUUAUCACUCUCCCCAAGCAAUAUUGAUCUCACCCAGUUAAGCAUUAAAUGUCUUCCAUUUCGAAACAUUCACUUUACCGCUAGCCUGAUGUUACUGGCUAUGGAUUACAGUUGCCUCAUUGAUAUGGGGCUACGUCUUUGAUGGCACCUUUUCAAUAAAAGCACACUAUAGAUGAGUUGUGUUUAGUUUCUCAAGUUAGACUAUCUGAUGAAUCAAAGUUUGGGCCAGGGAUGGCGCUGUGAUUGAGUUUUGUCAUGAUAACUGGAGGUAAAGAUGUGAUGUGGCCCUUACCUUAUGUAACAAGAUUUAACGGUCGCUGUGAUUCGUUAUUUAAUUAUUUGCCAAAAUAGUUAGAAAAAAGGAUUUUUCAUUUACAGGACGAUUUUGUUUUACGUUUUUAAAAUAACCAUUAAAGAUUUAUUUGAGACAA
Molecule: messenger RNA, 1754 nt
Organism: Larimichthys crocea (large yellow croaker)
Lineage: Eukaryota; Metazoa; Chordata; Actinopteri; Sciaenidae
Gene: bloc1s4
Product: biogenesis of lysosomal organelles complex-1, subunit 4, cappuccino
Exons: 5
Coding region: 88-813 (241 amino acids)
Cellular component (GO): BLOC-1 complex
Source: RefSeq, a predicted model, not a curated record